Rhinichthys klamathensis goyatoka is the source of this 789-nucleotide messenger RNA. It is a transcript of the gene tmem50a, whose product is annotated as transmembrane protein 50A. The transcript has 7 exons. Gene Ontology annotation, biological process: protein targeting to vacuole; late endosome to vacuole transport via multivesicular body sorting pathway. The record is from RefSeq and is a predicted model, not a curated record. Lineage: Eukaryota; Metazoa; Chordata; Actinopteri; Cypriniformes; Leuciscidae. Bases 153 to 641 code for a protein of 162 amino acids.
UUUUGUUUGAUAGGAUGUGCCCAGUAUGAUGGAGAGCGCACUGCGCAUGUGCGACUCAGAGCCACUGUUUGAGACGGAAGACUGCGGAGUCUAUCUCCACUUACUGCGAACCACAAGAAACACUCAAGAAAAGUGCAGGUGAAAUCAGCAGCAUGUCGGGGUUUCUGGAUGGGAUCAGAUGUGGCGAUUGCGAGUGUAAUGUGGAUUGGGGUGAGAAGAGAAACACCAUCGCCUCCAUCGCAGCCGGAGUUCUGUUUUUCACAGGCUGGUGGAUCAUCAUCGAUGCAGCGAUAAUGUACCCUAAAGAGGAUGAGUUCCACCACGCAUAUCACACCUGUGGGGUUAUAGCGACUAUAGCCUUCCUCAUGAUCAACGCAGUGUCAAAUGGCCAGGUGAGGGGAGACAGCUACAGCGAGGGCUGCUUGGGACAGACUGGUGCCAGAGUUUGGCUCUUCAUCGGGUUCAUGUUGGCGUUCGGGUCUCUCAUCGCCUCUAUGUGGAUUCUGUUUGGUGGUUUUGUUGUGACCGACAAGAAGGAUCUGUCAGUGUAUCCUGGUAUUGCAGUUUUCUUCCAAAAUGCAUUCAUCUUCUUUGGUGGUCUGGUGUUCAAGUUUGGCCGAACUGAGGACCUCUGGCAGUGAAGCUUCGUUUCCUUCAAUCAAAUCCCACAGUCCAUCAACAAACAAUUCCUCUGUACUUAUUGCUGCUUAUUUGCACUCGCUAUUUCUUUCUCUCCUCUUUUCAACCCCUCAGACGACUCCCGGUCUUAAAUAUAUUCCUUCUUCCUUU